CAGUGUCGGUCUUCAAAAUGCAAAUGAUUAGCCACCGACAUGUUCACACAUUGAAGAAGUUUCUCGCCUGAUUUACGCUAUGCUUACUUUUUGAACUACGAUAUCAAAUAACCAAAACAAACGUUAGCUAACUUGCUAGGGCAACGUGCUGUCAGCAACGCUAGCUAGCUAACACAACGUUACGUUAGCUAGCUAGCCAGCCAGCCAGCCAGCAACAUUUCUCUGAUAGCUAGCCGGUUUGGACCACAGUUAUAUUUACAGGUUUUGACAUACACGGUCAAAAUGGAGCUGUUUCAAGCCAAAGACCAUUACAUUCUCCAGAGUGGCGAUCAUGCUCUUUGGUGUAGCCGAAUAGAUGGGACCAUGAAUGUCAGACCUGCAACAGACCUGCUGUUAGCUUGGAACCCAACGUGUUUAGGCCUGGUUGAGGGUCUCGUCGGGAAAAUACAACUUCAUACAGAUCUUCCUCUGGGUCUCAUACUGAUCCGUCAGAAAGUGCUUGUUGGCCAGAUGCCAGGUGACCACAAAGUCUACAAGAUCACCAAGAUAGCUGUCAUUCCUCUGUCUGAGGAAGAGCCUCUGGAGCUGGAGCUGGAGCUUUGUAAGAAGCAUCACUUUGGGAUCGACAAACCAGAGAAGCUUGCACAGUCUCCAGAUGAGUCGAAGUUCCUGAUGAAAACUCUGAGUCAGAUCAAGUCUAAUGUUGGGGCUCCCACGAAGAAAAAGUAUUCCCCUGCCUUUCAGGUCAAGGAAAACAAAGAAAAGGAGCGUCUCGAGAGGCGGCUGCUCGAUGAGCUGUACAAGAUAUUCAUGGACUCCGAUUCCUUCUACUACAGCAUGACCUAUGACCUCACCAACACUGUGCAGCGGCAGGGAGACACAGAGAAGUCAAACUUGCCCCUAUGGAAGCAGGUGGAUGACAGAUUCUUCUGGAACAAACACAUGGUCCAGGAGCUCAUCGAUCUGCAGGUUCCAGAGGUGGACUUCUGGGUGACGCCCAUCAUCCAGGGCUUUGUGCAGGUGGAGGAGCUGGUGGUGAACUACAACGAGAGUCCAGAUGAGGAGAAGAACAGCCCCGACACGCCGCUCCAGGAGCUCACCUGCGUGGACGACAUCCACCCGCGCUUCACCGUGGCCCUCAUCUCCCGCCGCAGUCGCCACCGUGCAGGGAUGCGGUACAAACGCAGAGGGGUUGACACAGACGGCCACGUGGCUAACUUUGUGGAGACUGAGCAGCUGAUCCACGUGCACAACCACUCGCUGUCCUUUGUGCAGAGUCGCGGCUCGGUGCCCGUCUUCUGGAGCCAAGCAGGCUACCGCUACAACCCCAGGCCUCGGCUGGAGAAAGGAGAGAAGGAGACAAUUCCUUACUUUGCUGCGCACUUUGAUGAACAGCUCAACCUUUACAAGAAGCAGGUCAUCAUUAACUUAGUGGAUCAAAGUGGGCGGGAGAAGAUCAUUGGCGACGCAUAUCUCAAACAAGUCCUUCUAUACAACAAUCCUAACCUGACAUAUGUCUCUUUUGACUUCCAUGAGCACUGUCGAGGUAUGAAGUUUGAAAAUGUGCAAACGCUGACAGAUGCCAUCUCCGAUAUUAUUGCAGACAUGAGAUGGGGGUGGGUCGACCAGGCAGGAGUCAUCUGCCACCAGGAGGGCAUUUUCCGGGUGAACUGCAUGGACUGUCUGGACAGGACCAAUGUAGUCCAGGCUUCCAUCGCUCGUGCUGUAAUGGAGGCACAGCUGAAGAAACUGGGUGUGAUGCCCCCUGAGCAGCCUCUGCCCCUCAAGUGCUACAGGAUCUACCAGGUCAUGUGGGCCAACAACGGCGACACCAUCAGCAGACAGUACGCCGGCACGGCUGCCCUCAAGGGAGACUUCACCAGAACGGGGGAGAGAAAACUGGCCGGGGUGAUGAAAGAUGGCGUGAACUCAGCCAACCGUUACUAUCUGAACCGCUUCAGGGACGCAUACAGACAAGCAGUCAUUGAUCUGAUGAUGGGGCAUCCUGUGACGGAGGACCUAUACUCCAUCUUCAGUAAGGAGAAGGAGCAUGAGGAGAAGGAGCAGGAGAGCCAGAGAGUAACCCAGGAGCAGGUCAGCCUCCUGCUGCAGACCUACAUGCAGCUGCUGCUGCCCGACGAUGAGAAGUUCCAUGGGGGCUGGGCCCUUAUCGACUGUGACAUGAGCCUUAUUGAUGCAACCAGCAAGGAUGUGGAUGUUCUCCUGCUGCUAUCCAACAGUGCAUAUUACGUUGCCUAUUAUGAUGAGGAAGCUGACAAAGUCAAUCAGUACCAGCGCCUCAACUUAGAGGGUUUGGAAAAGAUUGAAAUAGGCCCAGAACCCACUCUGUUCGGGAAGCCCAAAUUCUGCUGUAUGCGUCUACACUAUAAUAAUGGGGAGACAAGUGGUUAUUUUCACACACUAAGGGCCCUCACAAGGAAUCCUGAGGACGAUGGUAAAGACACGUUGCAGUGCAUCGCAGAGAUGCUUCGCCUAACUAAGCAAGCCAUGGGACUUGACCUGCAGGUGGUUGAAAAGAAACUGGAGAGGAGGCACAGUAAACCUCACGAGGACAUCAUGGGCAUCCAGGGCAGACACCCAGACCAGGUCCUGGGCAGCUCUGGUCUGGCUCAGGGCAAGAGCUUCCUCCUCAACAAGUUCUCCUCCCUCAACCAGAGGGUGAAGAAGUCCAACGUCAACAUGGGCUCCUUCAAGGGGAGACUGGGAAACACCUUCUCCACCAAGCCGGACGUGAAGGUGAACUUUCUGAAACCCACCAUGGGGGUCACCCUCUGGAAGUCUGAUAGCAGCUUGGAGACGUCGGACGGGGCCAACAUCGGCCCGGCUCUGAAGGACCUCUGUGACAACCACUCAGAGAUGUCAUCAGACUCGGACUCCUACAACUCGGACGAACAACUGCGCUCCAGCUCCUUGGAGAAUGUGGACUACGUGCUGCCCAGCUGCGGCAUCGUGGCGUCGGCUCCGCGACUAGGCAGUCGAGGCAGCGUGGAGCUCAACAUCCGGGUCACUGGCUGCGACAGUAAGCAGGAGGCUCCGGCUCUAGCCAGUCCUGAAGACCAGUCCCCCGGGGUUACCUCGGAGGCUGAGGAGGCCAUCCUGAUAGACUUUGGAACUCCAAUUGAUGCCUAUUGCCACCAAUUCAUCCAAGACGCGCAGACCAAACCUGUGGAGGUGUUCGGGGAGCAGGUGGCUUGUAGCCUCCCCACACAGAACCCACAAGUCCCUCCACAUGCUAAAGGCCCCCUGGCCCCAGACGGACACCCAGGUUCAGAUCAGCAGGAGGAGGAGCUCCAGCUCCCUCCCAGGCCGUCCCAGCUAGAUGUUGCCUCCGGCCCCAAUCUCCUGACCGUCCAGAAGCCCAUCUCUGCAGCUUCCGGCAGCUCCCAGAGGAGCCUGGGCUCUCACAUGGAGGGUAGCCUGGGCCCCUCUCCCGCCGACAGCAACGGCAGUCGCGUGGUCUCCCCCUUUGCCAAGAUCAAGAGCUCCAUGGUGCAGGUGGCCAGCCUGACCCAAGCUGGACUGACCCAAGGCAUCAACUUUGCUGUGGCGAAGGUGCAGAAGAGCCCAGAGCCAGAAAUGGCCACUCUAAACGAGACCCAAGAGAACGAGCUGAAGGCAAUGUUUACACAGUGCCAGACCAGGAUCAUACAGAUCUAGCACUUCCCAAGUUGUAGCCUCUAAGCAGGUUUUUGUACAGUUUCUAUGUGACUUCCAGUACAGUAGCGUAAGCUGACUCUGCUUAGAACCCCACUCUUCAAUUUCCUCUAUAGUUGACAUGACCAUGUUUACAGCCAGUGUUGUGUAGUGUGUGUAUAAUACUCCAGCUCUAUAUGACAGCAUCCUUAAUCCUGUUGCAUUUCCUUUCGAGAGAUUUUCCAGAUAUAUUUGCAUGUCAGGUUAUUGGUAAUAACUAAGGCAGGUAAUAUCCAGUGUAUGUUGAGAGGCAAGCUCUGGAUUUAUCAUUUUGGUGAUCCCAUAUGUGCAGUGCACCAAUUUGGCAUUUGUGAUAAUAGGCCUAGUUUAUAGCUCUGUUACCAAAAGAAGUACAAGUUUUUGACAAUUUUUCUCUUGAUUUUCAAAGGGCAGAUCCAUGUUAGAUAGUCCCCUAAUAAGAAAACAAACUGCUUGUAGAAUCAGUGUUGCUGAGUUUCUCCCUACCGAUAUUGGAAAUGUACCAAGGUAGGACUUAAUCAAGGUACAAGAACUCCGGUUAGAGUAUACUGUUUUGAUAUGUAAAUAUUGUACUGUAUGUACAGUGACUAUCAUACAUAUUUAUCCCUGUUGGAUUUCUUCACAUUUUGUUACACAAGUGGGAUUAAAAUGGAUUUAAUUGUCAAAGAUUUCCAUUGAGAUUAAUGUAAAAUAUAGCACUAAUAUAUCUUGCUUUGGUAAGUACUCACCCUACAGCUGUGUCUUGGGUAAGUCUCUAAGAGCUUUGCCCACCUGGAUUGUGCAAUAUUUGCCCAUUUUUAUUUUAUUAUUUUCAAAAAUCUUCAAAUUUCAAGUCUUGCUAUAGAUUUUCAAGCAGAUUGAAGUCAAUCUGUAACUUGGCCACUCAGGAACAUUCAUUGUCUUCUUGGUUAGCAACUCCAGUGUAGAUUUGGCCUUGUGUUGUAGGUGAUUGUUCAGCUGAAAGGUGAAUUCCUCUCCCAGUGUCUGGUGUAAAGCAGACUGAACCAGGUUUUCCUCUAGGAUUUCGCAUGUGCUGAGCUCAAUCCCGUUUAUUUUUAUCCUGAAAAACUCCGUCUUUGCCGAUGUCAAGCAUACCCAUACCAUAAUGCAGCCACCACCAUGCUUGAAAAUAAGGAGGCAGUUCCAGUGAUGUGUUGUUGAAUUUGCCCCAAACAAAAGGCUUUGCAUUUAGGUCAAAAAUUGUGUUCCUUUGCUGUGUUUGUUUUUUUGCAGUAUUACUUUAGUGCCUUUAUUGCUUACAGAAUGUAUGUUUUGGAAUAUUUGUAUUUUUCUUUUCAGUCAUUUAGGUCAUUUUUGUGAAGUCACUGCAAUGUUAUUCAUCCAUCCGUUUUCUCACAUCACCACAAUUCUGAAGCUGUUUUAAAAUCACCAAUGGCCCCAUGGUGACAUCCCUGAGCAGUUUCCCUCAUGUCCUGCACUCAGUUCAGAAGGAUGACUGUAUCUCUUAUGUGUUUGGGUGGUUUAAUACAUCAUCCACAGCAUCAGUAUUAACUUGACCAUACUCAAAGAGAUAUUCAAUGUCUGAUUUGUUAUUGUUACUCAUGUACCAACCACGGACCUUCUUUGUGGGGCGUUCUCCCUGUUCUUUUGUAGUUCAAUCUGUGCUUGAAAUCCAAUACUUGACUGACAGACCUUAUAUGUACUGUAUGGGGGACAGAGGAAGGUGUAGUCACACAAAAAUCAUGACAUCCCCUAUUAUUUCACACAGUAACUCCAUGUAACUUAUUGUGAUUUGUUAAGCGAAAUGUUACUCCUGAACUAAUUUAGGCUUGGCUAAACAAAGGGGAUGAAUACUUAUGCAACAGGUAUAUUUUAGUUAUUACAUUUGUAUUCAUUUGUUAAAAAAAAAAAUCACUUUGACAUUAUGGAGUCUUUUGUAUAGGUCAGGGAUGGGCAUCUCGAGUCCUCGGGGUGCCGGAGUGGUGCCGCGCACUUUUACUCCAUCUCUAGCAAACAAAGCUAAUGUAACUUAGUUGCGUUCUACACUGAAGAUCAUGAUUAGUUGAUUAUUGGAGUCAGGGGCGUUAGCUGGGGGAAAAGUGUGCCGUCAAUCAGGCCCCUGAGGACUGGAGUUCCCCCAUGCCUGGUGUAGAUCAAUGACAAAAAGAUAACAAUUAAAUAUUUUUCAAUCCAACUUUCCAACGCAACAAAACGUGAAGAAAUCCAAGGGAGUGAAUACUUAAAUAUAUUUGUUCCAUGUGUAGAACCUUUCUAUUGACCAACAUAUAUUGAUGGACAUAGCACUAUAGUAGCAGUCAAAAGUUUGGACACACCUGCUCAUUCAAGGGUUUUCUUUCAAGGGUUUUCUUUAUUUUCUUCUACAUUGUAGAAUAAUAGUGAAGACGUCAAAACUAUGAAAUAACACAUGGAAUCAUGUAGUAACCAAAAAGGUGUUAAACAAAUGAAAAUAUAUUUUAGAUUUUUCAAAGGAGCUCUUUGCCUUGAUGACAGCUUUGCACACUCUUGGCAUUCUUUCAACCAGCUUCACAUGGAAUGCUUUUACAACAGUCUUGAAGGAGUUCCCACAUGCUGAGUACUUGUUGGCUGCUUUUCCUUCACUCUGUGAUCCAACUCAUCCCAAACCAUCUCAAUUGGGUUGAGGUCAGGUGAUUUUGGAGGCCAGGUCAUCUGAUGCAGCCACUCCAUCGCUCCUUCUUGGUCAAAUAGCCCUUACACCACCUGGAUGUGUGUUGGGUCAUUGUCCUGUUGAAAAACACAUGAUAGUCCACUAAGCGCAAACCAGAUGGGAUGCUGUGUUAACCAUGCUGGUUAAGUGUGCCUUGAAUUCUAAAUAAAUCCGUGGCACCAGCAAAGCACCCAUGCUUCAGGGGGGGAACCACACAUGCGGAGAUCAUCCGUUCACUUACACUGCGCAUCACAGACACGGUGGUUAGAACCAAAAAUCUCAAAUUUGGACUCCUUAGACCAAAAGACAGAUUUCCACAGGUCUAAUGUCCAUUGCUCGUGUUUCUUGGCUCAAACAAGUCUUCUUAUUGGUGUCCUUUAGUAGUGGUAGUUUCUCUGCAGCAAUUCAACCAUGAAGGCCUGAUUCAGAUGUGAGAUGUCUGUUACUUGAACACUGUUAAGCAUUUAUUUGGGCUGCAAUUUCUGAGGCUGGUAACUCUAAUGAACUUAUCCUCUGCACCAGAGGUAACUAUGGGUCUUCCUUUCCUGUGGCGGUCCUCAUGAGAGCCAGUUUCAUCAUAGCGCUUGAUGGUUUUUGUGACUGCAUUAUAAGUAACUUUCAACGUUCUUGAAAUGUUCUGUAUUGAAAGACCUUCAUGUUUUAACGUAAUAAUGGACUGUUGUUUCUCUUUGCUUAUUUGAGCUGUUCUUGCCAUAAUAUGGACUUAGUCGUUUGCCAAAUAGGUCGUAUCUUCUCUAUACCACCCUUACCUUGUCAGAACACAACUGAUUGGCUCAAACACAUUAAGAAGGAAAGAAAUUCCAGAAAUGAACUUUUAACAAGGCACACCUGUUAAUUGAAAUGCAUUCCAGGUGACUAUGAAGCUGGUUGAGAGAAUGCAAAGAGUGUGCAAAGCUGUCAUCAAGGCAAAGGGUGGCUAUUUGAAGAAUCUGAAAUAUGAAAUCUAUUUUGAUUUGUUUAACACUUUUUUUUUGGUUACUGCAUGAUUCCAUAUGUGUUGUUUCAUAUAGUUUUGAUGUCUUCACUAUUCUGCAAUGUAGAAAAUAGUAAAAAAUCAACAGAAACCCUUGAAUGAGUAGGUGUGUCCAAGCUUUAGACUGGUACUGUAUGUCUCAGUACAGUUUGGCUUUUGAUCACAUUGAUGUUAGAGUAAGAUGCACUGCAACUGAACAUUUCCGAGGGGUAAUGAGCGUGUUUACUUGAGCAUACCCAAUAUUCACUUUCAACUGACAAAAUAAUGUUGGUUUGAUUCUGUAAGCAUUAGUGGAUAGAGAGGACUUAAUAAAAAAUUGUACAUAAAUGAGUGUACCUGAUAUGAGGGUGCGUUAGGUUUAUGAAACCCAAAGUCUCAUGUUUGACACUGUACAGUAGCAUAUAGAAUAAUGCAAAGUGGCACGUCCAAACCUUAUAAAAACACACUUCAAAUGCUUUAUGCACUCCUGAAUCUAAAGCGUGGGCUUUAACAGGAAAUGAAAGUGGGAGAUUGUGUAUAACAGGUAUUUAUGGCAAAUCCACCUUUUUUAGAGUUUAGUUUAUUCCAUCAUGUUGCAGCAUCAUUCGUUUGAUCUUAGUACUGUAUAUGAGAUCCUUUUCAAGGUAGCGCCAUCUUUAUCUUGGGAUAUUCUAUCACCCGGCUUAUGCUUUUAAAUGGUGUUGAAUACUCAUGGACAUGAGCUUCGUGUGUGUUUGUGUGGCUCAUGUUUGUAAUAAUCUUGCAUUGCCAGUCCCUUGGGAGACUGGAGAUUGUGUAACAAUAGAUGUGCAGAAAAGCAUCCCAGGCACCUGCUGCUGGUAUAUUUGUGUGCCCUCUGUAGAAAUAGAACUCUAAUAUCUGUGAUGUAAAACUUUUGGAGGGAUACAAAUUUGCAUACAUAUUGAGUCAAUGGAAUGGCAUUUGACACAGGUACACCGCAUAGGCCAGUUUCCUGGACCUAGAUUAAGCCUAAUACUGGACAAAAAAAAGUGUUGAUGAAGAUUAUCCAUUUGAUGUGCUUUUUUAGUCCGAGAAGGCCCUACAGAAACAUUCCUUAUAUGUAAUGAUUAUGCCCUGUAUCUAAUGAUUGUUAUGUGUUUAGUAUAUGUUAUCUGGGGCGGCAGGUAGCCUAGCGUUUCGAGCGUUGGGCCAGUAACCGAAAGGUUGCAAGAUUGAAUCCCCGAACUGACAAUGUAAAAAAAAAAAAAAAAAAAAUGUUGUUCUGCCCCUGAACAAGGUCGGACGACUGUUCUCCGGUAGGCCAUCAUUGUAAAUUAUAAUUUGUUCUUAACUGACUUGCCUAGUUAAAUCAAAAAUAAAUAAAUGUGACUGUGUUAAGGCUUGUGAACCUCAUAAUAUGGGGUGUUGCUGUGAACACAUUAUGUAUGGAAGUUGUACAGAACAGUAUCGUAACUCCUGUAACUCCCAAUCAAAGGGGGGUGCUCCAGCAGGUCUUUCCUGUUGAUCCAUGGCCUUUUCCCUGUGGUUUAUGGGCCAAACCACAAGAUCAUCUGGGAACCAGGCAGUGCAGCGCUACUUUCAUUUGGUUAGUGAGAUCCAUUGGAAUAUGUUACUGAUUCUUAACCAGUAUUCUCCAACCCUAUUCCUUAAGCGCCCUCCUGUAGGAUUUCGCUCCAAACCCAGUUUUAAUUAACCUGAUACAGCUCAACAGCUAAUUAUUAGUCAGGUGUGCAAGAUUAGGGUUGGAGUGAACCCACAGGACGGUAUCGCUCUAGGAACAGGAUUGGAGAGCCCUGUUUAAACACUGACGACACCCCCUAAAGCAGGGUUCCCUAAAUGGCGGCCAGCGGGUGGUUUUAUUUGCCCUCCCCCCCCAAGUUUUUUGAGCCCCAAAAUAUUUUUUUUGUUUGUUUAAUGGUCUUUGUUGGAUAUAAGAAAACACCAGGAAAUGAGCUUCAAGUGAUUUUAAUUUGAGAAAUCUGUUCAAGUAUUUCCAAGAAUAAUAGAGACACGUGAUUAUAAACAAAUGAAAGCAAGGUUUGAAAUUAUUACAUUUUAUUCCAAUAUGAUAUCGGUUUGGGCUUCUUGCGGUUAAUUUGCAAUUAUGUUCCGGCCCCCCCGACCAUCAGCUCAAGAAAACAAAUCGGCCCGCGGCUGAAUCUCGUUGUCGACCCCUGCCCUAAAGGAAUGAAUACUUAGUUAGGACCAGCCCCUAACUCAUUUCAACCUCUUUAUUAAACUCCUCUGGGUGUGGUAGCUUCUACUAGGAGUAUCUUCUGUUCUUCCUCGGGCAGGAAUAUCCCAAGAUAAAUGGUCACUGUCUCCUUUAUAACGUUUGUUUCUGUACUAAUCUGUCAUUUCAUCUGUUCUUCACAGAAUUCAGUGGUGUAGCUUGCUCACCCGCUGUAUCCCAGAGUCUGGGAUGGUUGUACAUGUUUCUGUGUAGCCUUUAUAUAGUGAGUCUGUUGUCUGUCCUGGGAAUUGUGGGUGCUGACUCCUCAGUCACCAGACCUGCUGAUAUUGUCUUGCACUGCCAAACCUUUAAUAUGAUCUCUGCAAUGCAAUAGGAAUAUAAUAAGGCUUUAAGCAGGGCUACGGGUUGCAUUUGUGAUGUGAUUGUAUUUAGGAAUGCAUAUACUGGACUGGAGCAACUCGGACCUACUGUAAAAAUUAAGUUUCUUUAAAGUGUAAACAUUCCUUUUGAGAUGGGGUUUUAGUGUUGGAAUUGUGUAUUUUUCUCUGGCUAGAGUAAGCUAGUCUAGGGGUUAGGGUUAAGUGGAAGGGUUAGCUAACAUGCAAAGUAGCAAGUAGUUGCUAAUUACCUACAAUGUUAAAGUUGUCUGUGAUGAGAUUUGAGCUCGCAACUUUUGGGUUGCUAGAUGUUGGUGUUACACGCCCACCCAUCUACCCACCAACCUCCCUGUUUUUUGCCUUAAGUAACCAUCUGUCUUGUGUAACCAUACCAAAUGUAACACAUCGUACUAAACUGAGUCUUGGAUCUACGUACAGAAUAGUACUAAACGCUCAAUGGUUGACUUCACUUACCAGUGUUUCCAAACCCUGGUCCUCGAGCACCCCCAACAGUACACAGUUUUGUUGUAGCCCUUGACAAACACCUCUCAUUCAACUCAUUGAGGGCUUGAUGAUUAGUUGACAUGUUGAAUCAGGUGUGCUUGUCCGGGGUUACAAUAAAAAUGUGUACUGUUGGGGUUACUCGAGGACCUGGGUUGGGAAACACUCACUUUUAUACCAGACAUGCUCCAGUAAGGAUCCUGCCUAGGUUUGCAACCCUAAUCCUGCCCAUAGAAAAUGUAGUUACAUUUGUGAGUGAUGACGCAACACAAUUGCAUAAGUACAUUUUCCUGCACUGUCCCAUGUCUGUGGUUGUACUUCCAUCUCUUUAAAUGGACUUGUCAUGUUUUCAUGUUGUACUCUUAUUGAAUAUUAAAAUAUCCUAUUUAUUCAUA
Molecule: messenger RNA, 10762 nt
Organism: Oncorhynchus masou masou (cherry salmon)
Lineage: Eukaryota; Metazoa; Chordata; Actinopteri; Salmoniformes; Salmonidae
Gene: inpp5f
Product: inositol polyphosphate-5-phosphatase F
Exons: 20
Coding region: 283-3678 (1131 amino acids)
Biological process (GO): regulation of endocytic recycling; phosphatidylinositol dephosphorylation
Cellular component (GO): clathrin-coated endocytic vesicle; early endosome
Molecular function (GO): phosphatidylinositol-4-phosphate phosphatase activity
Source: RefSeq, a predicted model, not a curated record